Mugil cephalus (flathead mullet) is the source of this 1250-nucleotide messenger RNA. RefSeq names its product COMM domain containing 6 (gene commd6). The transcript is spliced from 7 exons. Lineage: Eukaryota; Metazoa; Chordata; Actinopteri; Mugiliformes; Mugilidae. The record is from RefSeq and is a predicted model, not a curated record. The coding region runs from base 210 to 812 and encodes 200 amino acids. Gene Ontology annotation, molecular function: NF-kappaB binding.
AUUGCGACACACUAUUACGCACAAAGAAGAAGAAAACAGGAACUCUUUAAAACUGGAGAGGGGUAAAAGUCGUUCUGUUUGUUUUUAGUUGUUUUUGUGAUUCCAAAACAAGAAGUACGUCUUAAUAAUAGCCCUCCAGGGUCAGUAAUAUCAGCUAUACCAAGCGACAACGUUGUCAGCACCGCUGCAGCUGUCAAAACAAAGAGAAGAUGCCAUCAUCGGACCAGGAGUCAUAUGGCGUCAACAAAGUUGUGGACAACAUCUGUAGGCUUUCUCCAGAUCUGUUAGCUGAAACGUGUCAGCACAUCCUGAUUUACCUUCAAGGGCAGACUAGAGGAGUAGACUCAGCAGAAAUUUCUGAUAGAUUUCAGAACGCUGGAGUCAGGCUGGAUCAUGAAGCCCUAAAGGACAUCAUCAGAUUUCUCAUGUUAACGUUCAGGUCAGGUGGGAAGAACAACAUCUCUGGGGAUGAACUUGUCUCUAAACUGGAAGAAGGAAGUAACAGGUGGUCUAAAGCUUCCCUUCAGGUGUUGCACAGGUUGUGGAGUGAAAAUGGUGCGUUAGUCCAUUCUCAGCAGGAGGUGCAGGACAUGCUUAGCAUUGGCCAGUUAGUGGACAUGCAGUGGAGGCUGGGCAUGGCAGUAACCUCGGACACCUGUCGAUCUCUCAACUCUCCAUACGUGUGUCUGCUGCUAAAGAUCGCCGAGCCCUCUGGGCAGAUUUAUCAGAGGUGUUUUGAGAUGACCAUUCCACAGUUCCAGAACUUCCACAAGCAGUUCAAGGAGAUGGCAGCUGUUAUGGAGACCGUAUAACGGUCAGCACAGCUACGCCUCAGUUUAUUUGUGACCAACAGAAGAACAGCUUCACACAGGUCUUUGUCUACAGGCUGUCUCAAAAACGUGGAUGUGAAUUACUGCGAAUGUCAACUCUCAGCUUUGUACUGUUUUUCCACAGAUUGUGCAAGCUCUCGGAUGAUUUACUUUAGGAGUUCCUGCUAUUAAAUUAGCCGAAAAAGACUGUCUUUGAUUUGAAUGCCAAGGUUUUCUCCUGUGAACUAAUCUGGGAGUCAAUAAGCUGUGCAGUGAAUGUUUAAACUGCAAACACUUCGACACAUUGAUUCUAAUGAUAUUCUCAAUUGUGCCACUUUUGUUUCAAAAUGUUUCAUAUAGUGUAACUGAAUCGAUUUAUACUAAACCUUCAUUUGCCCAAGAUUUGUACUAAUACAGAAUAAAAAUGCUUUUUCAUGGUGA